AUGGCGAUCAAUUCAGGAGUUCCACAAGGAUCCAUUUUGGCACCAACAUUGUUCCUGCCCUAUCCACAGAAAAAAGAUUUUGUACUUAUGGCAUGUUUGAAAUAUCUAAAUUCCAAGGUCUAUAAUGUUCAGAUCGAUAAAUCAAACCUCAUUUGGAAACCUACAAUAGGUUCAUCAGUUCCUAAAACAGUGGACAUUCUAGGACUGGAACCCAGAUACUUACUUAGGUCAGGUUAUGCUGGACUACAGAUAAAUAGUGAUACUGAAGCUAAGAUAUCCAAAUGCUUUGACGAACCAAGCGAGAACUUCCCUAGGUAUAUGAACGAGAAGCCUUUUUCAAAGAAUAGCAAUUUCUGUAAUAGUUCCUUCAAAGAUAUCUACGCCGACAACUACGAACGUUUUCAAGAGACAUUGGAUAACGUUUUUCGAGAAGUUGAUGAUAUAAAAGCUACCAAAUCCCGAGAUGUACACCGGGCAUUGCUUUGCUUGUCAAUGCAGGUGGAGGUACAUGGUGGCUGGAAGAGCACAUCGGUGGCAGAAGGAUUUCUAGAAGAUUCCAUGUUGAAUAAAAAAAACGGCAGAACAAAAUACCAUAUCAACGAUUUGUUGGAAGCAACUUCAUGUCCAGUACACAGCUUCGCGGAUGAUCCAGGGCUCCAAUACCAGUCAGGAAAAUCAGAAACGAACGAGGCAGAAAUAAAAGCUGAUCUCACUGUGCCCAACAUAAGCUUGUCAGGAGUAACCACACCUUUGAAGACAUCCAUUUCAAUGCUUGGUAUUACUAUCAGCAAUAACCUUUCUUGGGAAAAUCACGUGAGAUCAAUUGCUAGAAGUGCAUCCCAAAGACUUGGUUUUCUCUUUCGUGCCAGGAGCUGUUUCACUUCCAGUCAGCUGCUUAUGAUCUAUAAGGCACAGAUCCGACCUGUCCUGGAAUAUUGUUUCCAUAUUUGGAGUGCAGCACCCCAACAUACCUUGAAACUGUUGGAUUCUGUCCAAAAAAGGACAAUUUGUCACGUGACUGAUGCUUCGCUCACAAACUCACUCACUUCUCUGGAACACCAAGAAGCCUUGCGAAGCACCUGGAACUGCAUAUCGGUCUCCGACCUCGAAUGCAUCCUCUGCAGCAGAUGUCUGCUGGACCCCGUGACGACCGCGUGCGGCCACACCUUCUGCAGAGGCUGUCUCACCCGCGUCCUGGACCACGGCCUCUCAUGUCCCCUUUGCAUGGCCUCCUUGAGCUUGGCCGACUACUCCAGGGGCACUACGGAGGUGUUGCAGCAAGCUAUCAGGUUCCUGGUGCCGGAUGAUUUCAGGGAGAGGGUGUCGAUCAGUAUCAAGGAAUGUUCCAUUCUAGAAAGCAGCUCCAAUAUCCCAGUUUUCAUCUGUACCAACGCCUUUCCUGGUGUAGCCUGCCCUUUGUACGUCUAUGAACCACGGUACCGACUGAUAGCCAGGCGCUGUCUUCAAUCACCAACGAAAAGAUUCGCAAUGGCAGGCAAAGACUCCACAGCGGACAAAUUCGUGCAGUACGGCACCGUACUGGAAGUCAAGGAUGCUGUGAAUUUGGAAGAUGGCAGGUACAUUCUCACCACAGUGGGUGUUAGGAGAUUCAAGGUCAUCAGUAGGGAUGAGCAAGAUGGUUACGAUACAGCGAAAAUAACAUAUAUCAAAGACAAUGAUGUUCCUAGCGAGAGACUACAAGAUUUGCUGUUGCUCCACGAGAAGGUUUACAGCAAAGCUUCGAAGUGGAUCAGGUCAUUGAAACCCAAAGUAUUGGCUGAAGUCGAGAGACUCAUAGGAAAAAUGCCUAGGGUUGAGAAGAACUGGUACAACUUAGCUGAUGGACCUUCAUGGGCUUGGUGGCUUAUGCCAAUACUACCACUCAGUUCACAACUCCAAGUUGGUUUUCUGAGUACUACUAGCUUGGAAAAACGACUCAGAGCCAUCGAUAAGAUGUUGGAGCAUAUGAAAAUCCGUAUGAAGGCCUUGGAAAGAAAUACCGCAGCUUGUGCCCACGAUACUCCAUCAAGGACAACCUUCCGGAGGAUAUUCUUGAGCUCAUCUCUGAGAAAAAAACGAUUAAGAAGAAGAUGGCCUCGGUUGAGAACUCCUCAAUCGAGAGGAGACUUCAAUCGCAUUACCCAACUCAAAGAGAUGAGAAUUAGAGAAGACAGGAAUGCCACUUGGAGAGUCAAGGCGGCCUGGAAAGCCAAGAUGACCAAGAGGUCGAAUAGAAAAUUCACCCCGUUCCUUCCUUGGAGUGUGAUCGCGGGAGAGCGGUGCCAGAUCGUGGAAAAGUGGAGGUGCUUGGAAAACAAACUCUACGCGUUGGGGCUACGUGGCAAUUUUCUUUCAUGGGUUAUUUCAUUUCUGAGUUCGAGAAGAAUUCAAGUGGAGUUAGGGGAAGUCAAAUCAGAUAUAUGUGGAGUUGACGUCGGAGUACCGCAGGGCUCAGUGUUAGGACCUCUGAUAUUUCUUCUAUUUAUAAACGAUAUGCCAUCUUAUAUUAAAUCAAAAUGCAUUGUUUUAUUUGCUGAUGAUACUUCUAUUGCAGAGGAAGCCGAAAAUCUUGUAGAACUACAAGCUAGACUGAAUGCUGUGGCACAUCUAUUCACUACAUGGUGCGAACGUAACAAAUCAAUAGUGAACGACGAAAAAAUGUUAAAAAAACAACUCGACCAAACAACCCUGAUCAACGUUUAUUACGCUAUCAUAAAUUCACACAUUACGUAUAAUAUUAUCCUAUGGGGAGGAGCCACUGAAAUAAAUAGAGUAUUCAAAGCGUAG
Molecule: messenger RNA, 2787 nt
Organism: Phaedon cochleariae (mustard beetle)
Lineage: Eukaryota; Metazoa; Arthropoda; Insecta; Coleoptera; Chrysomelidae
Source: the annotation of a GenBank genome assembly